AUGUCGGCCCCCGGCGCAUUCCCCACCCCUCCCUCCCGCCGAGCCUCCUACGCCCCCGUCUCGCACUCCUCUCCUGGCGCUGGCUCCGCCGCCCUCCCUCACUCCCCCACCGACCCCUACGCCAACCUCUCCAGCCAGGCCCUUUCCCCCAAUGCUUACCUCUCCCCAUCGCCCGAGAACCCCGAAACGAGCCAGCUGCUCGGUCGGGACUCGAUGCACAUGCCGGCGCCGUCAAUGAUGUCGAGAAAUUCGACCAUACCGGGUACACCUCCUUUGGGCGGCGAUAAUCGGGCAAGUUGGGGAAGUGGCGCUGGUCUAGCAGGUGCAGCGGGUGGUAUUGCUGGAUCUCAACUCCCCAGAGGUCGCUCCGGUCUUGCCGCCACACCCACAUCACGCCUUUCAGUAUCCGACGCGGAUGACGACGAGUUCAAUCAGGGCCAUAUUGCUCCUUCCGCGGCCGUGGCGGGCGGUGCUGGUGCUGCUGGAUUGAACGAGAAGCGGGAUUAUGCUGGAGAGGGUGGAGGCGGGAAGAGCAGGAAGAAGCUGUGGAUAGGGCUUGGCGCUGCGGCGUUGUUGCUGCUUGUCGGUCUGGGAGUCGGUCUUGGUGUUGGUCUGACCCAGAGUUCCCGCAACCGCACAGCGGGCAACGCCUCGGCCGGCUCUGCCAACGACUCGGUCUCUGGCAGCUCCAGCCCCAGCGGCACUGCGUCCGCUUCGGGCUCGGCCACCUCCAGCGCUCCUGCCGCCCCCACCACCGGUACCCGCGGCUCUCUCAUCACCCUCGAGGACGGCUCCACCAUGACCUACGACAACCCGCACGGCGGCAAGUGGGUCUGGGACCCCUCGAACCCCUUCAACAACGACGCCCAGGCGCAAUCCUGGACCCCCGCGCUCAGUGCCAACUGGACGUGGGGUCGGGACAAGAUCUACGGUGUCAACGUCGGCGGAUGGCUCGAUACCGAGCCCUUCAUCGUCCCAGGUCUUUACGAACGGUACGCCACCGGCGCCAACGGCCAAACCGCGGUCGACGAGUACACGCUCAACCAAAACAUGGGCGCGGACCGCAACAAGAUUAUGGACGAGCACUAUGCCACCUUUAUCACGGAGCGGGACUUUGUCGAGAUGGUCUCGGCGGGUAUCAACUGGGUCCGAGUGCCGUUCGGGCACUGGGCGAUCGAGACGAUCCCGGGCGAGGCGUACUAUGAGCGCAAGUCGUGGGAGUACGUCUUGCUCGCCAUCAAGUGGGCAAGAAAGUACGGAAUCCGGAUCAACCUCGAUCUCCACACCAUCCCUGGAUCGCAGAACGGGUGGAACCACUCGGGCAAGCUGGGCGGGAUCAACUGGAUGAACGGCGUCAUGGGCCUCGCGAAUGCUCAGCGGGGUCUCGAGUACAUUCGGACCAUCACCCAAUUCAUCGUCCAGCCAGAAUACGCACCCGUCAUUCCUCUUUGGGGUUUCCUCAACGAGCCCAACGCCAACUCUAUCGGACAAGAGCGGGUCGGUACCUUUUACCGUCGGGCCUACGACGAGAUUCGCGCUAUCACGGGUAUCGGGGCGGGUCGCGGACCCAUGCUGUCGAUCCACGAUGGAUUCAUCGGGAUCCAGAGCUGGUACGGCUUCAUGACCGGUGCGGACCGGCUCGGUCUCGACCAACACCCGUACCUUGUAUUCGGCGACCAGCAGACCGGGUCGCUCGACUCGAUCGCCACGCUCGCGUGCCAGAUGUGGGCGUCGCAGACCAACACGACGCUCCAGCGGUUCGGUGCUACCGUCGCUGGCGAGUGGUCGGCGGCCAUCAAUGACUGCGGUCAAUGGGUCAACCGCGUUGGCGGUGGAUCAAGGUACGACGGGACCUUUACCGACGGCUACACUGGUCCCGGCGGCGGUCCCGGAUCGUGCGCGCAGUGGAACGACCACCGUCUCUGGAGCCAAGCUACCAAGGACGGGCUUCGCAGUGUCGUUCUCGCCGAGAUGGACGCGCUCGGAGACUUCUUCUUCUGGACGUGGCGGAUCGGAAACUCUACCGGGUCCAUCCCCGAGCCCAACCCGUUCUGGCACUACCGCCUCGGACUCCGCGAGGGGUGGAUCCCGUCCGACCCGCGCGAGUCGAGGGGAGAGUGCGGCCGGCGAGGGUUCUCGGACAAUCCAUUCUCUGGAACGUUCUCCCAGCCGUACAUGACCGGUGGGGCUGGUGCGGGCAACGUCGCUGCGGCCAUGACGCAGUCGUACCCCUGGCCUCCUGUCUCCUUCAAGAACAUUGCCUCGUCCGCCAUGUCGCUUCUUCCCCAGUACACCCAGACCGGGACGCCCAUCACGAUGCCCGCUGCUACGUUUACGCAGCCGGGCAACUCGGGCGCAACUAUUGCGGCGGGAGAUGGAUGGGCGAACGACGCGCAGAACAGGAGGAAAUAUGUGCCUGUUGCGGGUUGCUCGUACCCUCCCGAAUACUCGGCCGAGAACCUUCAGCCCACGCAAGGGAUGUGCGGUGCCGGCCGGAUUCCCUCUCCUCGUGCGGCAAUGCCAGAACCUACUGCUCCUCCCGCCUAA
Messenger RNA from Dioszegia hungarica, 2547 nucleotides. Its product is annotated as glycoside hydrolase superfamily. Gene Ontology annotation, biological process: glucan catabolic process. Gene Ontology annotation, molecular function: beta-glucosidase activity. The coding region runs from base 1 to 2547 and encodes 848 amino acids. The transcript has 4 exons. The record is from RefSeq and is a predicted model, not a curated record. Lineage: Eukaryota; Fungi; Basidiomycota; Tremellomycetes; Tremellales; Bulleribasidiaceae. Gene Ontology annotation, cellular component: cell surface; extracellular region.